AAAUCGAUUGUAGUUGAGAUCGAUGAUUUUACUGGGUCAUUAUAUUCUGAUUAUAUCAGUAGUUCAACACCGGAAAACUUAAGCAACAUAUGGAUUUUACUCCUUGUUAGUGAAUAUGUGACAACUUAUUUUUGACAUCAAAUAUAUUUUGCAAUACGUCUUCACAUUUUUAUUUGGAUUAAACUUAAGGACGGUUCAGCAAACAUGAAGAUAACGUUAAGUGAAUAACUGUGAUCAGAGCAGAUGUUUUAAGACAAAUUGAAAAAUUUGUACAAAAAUCUAUAUGAACAAAUGUGUGAUAAAAUGAGUUAUUAACCAUUUUGAGCGCACGAUGACAAACAAUGUGUCUGUAGGAGUUUACAAUGCAAAUAUUAUCGUAACUAAACCAAGUUUUAGUUUUUUAUUCGAAAAUUCAACUCAAAUAUGGAACUCGACGGAAAACACGUCGACUCAAACAUUUUCGUAUGUUCCAAGAUACGAAACAAGUUAUAUGGUGGUUAUUGUUAUAAUUCUCGGAUGUAUGAUACUCUCGACGAUACUUGGAAACGUUUUUGUGAUUGCUGCUAUCGUUUUAGAACGCAGUCUGCAAGGAGUGUCAAACUAUUUAAUUUUGUCCUUAGCAGUUACCGAUUUAAUGGUAGCCGUUUUAGUUAUGCCGAUAAGUGUCGUCAACCAGGUUAGUGUGUUCUGGUACCUCGGCUCAGAACUAUGUGAUAUGUGGGUAUCUUUUGACGUUCUUUGUUGUACGGCAUCUAUAUUGCAUCUUGUUGCAAUUUCGUUGGAUCGGUUCUGGGCUGUAUCAAACAUUGACUAUAUUCGAAGGCGUUGUGCAAAACAAAUACUAAUAAUGAUUGUUAUAGUUUGGAUUGUAUCUGUCUUAAUUUCUAUCACACCUCUAUUUGGAUGGAAAAAAGAAGAGAAUAACCCCGAAACUGUUGGGAAUUGUUUGAUCAGUCAAGAUUACGCAUAUACUGUACUUUCCACUGUUGGCGCUUUUUAUUGUCCUAUGAUACUCAUGUUAGUUUUAAAUUAUAAAAUAUACACAGCUGCAAGAUCGAGGAUUCGUAAAAAGCAUUUUAGUAGUAGUGGUAGUAACGCCAGACCAAUUCCAUGUCAGACUAUUACAAAUGCUGACGUCACUACACAUCAUAACUCAUCCGGAAGUGACGUCAGUCAAGAUGGCUUCACUGUAUAUAACGGGUCUUGUAUAAAUGGACCUGAAUUUGAAAACACUGAAACUGUUCCUUCCGAUUAUCAGCUAAACGGGAAUGGAAACAUAUCCGAUUCUCAACUGAAAUACUUAACAGUGCCGACAAAUGUGUAUUCGUUUAACAAACCACUAAAUCCGAAAACAUCUUCAGAAAACAAUAACUGCAGUAAAGAAAUCAAAUUAAAAGAAACUAAAGAGAAAAUGAGAAAAGCAAAACUUGAAAUGAAACGGGAACGCAAGGCAGCACGGGUUCUUGGAAUUAUUACUGGUGCGUUUAUCGCCUGCUGGCUUCCAUUUUUCAUUAUUGCUUUCACUGCUCCCUUUUGUGGUGACUUAUGUAAUAUUCCACCAGAAGUGUUUAGUAUAUUUCUAUGGCUGGGAUAUUUUAAUAGCUUAUUGAAUCCAAUUAUUUAUACAGUAUUUAAUCCUUCUUUCCGAAAUGCUUUCAACAAGUUGUUUUUCAAACGGAAACGACGAUUAAGAUAGAUAAACACCAAAAUAAUGGAUAGAUUGUCAGUGAGAAAAAGCCUUAACUAAGAUUCAAAUCCCCCUUUUUAUACUCAAUACUAAUCUUUAAGUGAUUUUUAUAGGCUUUUCAAAUAUGUUACUUUCCUGUUAUAAAUAUAUGACUAUUUUUCUAACUUAUGGGAAACAAAAGUGUGAUAUUUUUACUCAGAACUGUUACGAUAUAUGUAAAAUGAAGCAUUCCAGUGUGUAGAAAAUUAUCCUUGCUUACACAGUCCGUAUAGAAAUUCCAGAACAUUCAAUCACAACAUAAGUUCUUCAAACAUGCACAAUUGUCAAUUUUUGUUCAUAGAUAGCUUUUAUUUCUUCCACUUUACAUUUCUUAAGUAAACACAAUUAGAUUUCAAGAAACAUAUUUUGGCUCUGAAAUGAUAAAAUCGUUUUGAACAGUAAUAUUUUUGAAUUGAAAAAAAACCGCAUACCUUAUUGUAAUAAGAUUUUAUUAUUCAUAUCAUGUAUUAAAGUUACUUUGUACCAAAGUCUACCAAUUAAUUGCCUGACAAUAUAUUUGUAUACUGUAAACAUCAAAUACUAGUAUGAGAAACAUUGGAAUUUCUAGACGGACACAGUGAUAUUCAUAAAAGAUGUUGUAUAUUUAAUGGUGCAAUAUUUAUUGAAUCAAAUUUGUACUCGUUUCAAAUAGAAUCAAAAUGUAAGUAUGUAAACCGUGUUGAACACGGACACUCAAACAAUAAAAAUGUACAUACAAUGAUGCACUAAAAGUGAAUAAAACACGUACGACGUU
Molecule: messenger RNA, 2480 nt
Organism: Mytilus trossulus (common blue mussel)
Lineage: Eukaryota; Metazoa; Mollusca; Bivalvia; Mytilida; Mytilidae
Product: 5-hydroxytryptamine receptor-like
Exons: 2
Coding region: 332-1696 (454 amino acids)
Biological process (GO): adenylate cyclase-activating adrenergic receptor signaling pathway
Cellular component (GO): plasma membrane
Molecular function (GO): G protein-coupled receptor activity
Source: RefSeq, a predicted model, not a curated record